AUCUAAUGGAGAUUUUAUUUAAAAUGCUCAGGUCAUAAUUUGCAAAUUAAACUAUCGACAUUUUUUCUAACUGAAAAGGGUACUGAAAUGCCGAAGAUGUUCAUUUUAGUGCUCAGCCAAUUAUUGACGUAAUAGAGGAGAGGAUGUUAGAGGAUGAACGUAGCUUUGAACAAACAGACAUGGCAGUCAAAUCCUUACGUAAUAUCGGACAGUAGAUAUGAUUCUAGUAAUGCAGUAGAUGGACGGAAAUCAGAUCUCAGUGCAUUUGGAAGACAGUGUGUCAUAUCAGCUGAUAAUAAAACAACUGCCACCUGGUGGGUUAACUUGACAUCAAUUUACAGUAUUCAUCACAUAAGGAUUUAUUACCGGACUGAAAAUAAUGUAAAAACAUGGAAUGAAGGAAAUGACUUAACUGCAAGAUUUCUCGGGUUUUAUGUUUAUAUAUCGAACACAACGAACCGACUUGAUGGUCAUUUAUGCUUCCACGAUACUUACUAUACCAGAUUAACGAUUCCUGCCAUUGCCAGUAUUACCUGUGCCUUACAUGCACAAUACGUUAUCUAUUAUAAUGAACGAUUAGAAAAUAUUAAAUAUCCACUUGGAUAUUCAAGAUUCGCUCAUAAUGAACUAUGCGAAGUAGAAGUCUACGGUUGUAUGACUGGAUACUAUGGACCUAACUGUUCUCUUCCCUGUCCUGACAAUUGUGGUGACGGUUAUUGUCACAUAGAGACUGGAGUGUGUUUCUCGUGUAAACCUGGGUAUCAAGGAUAUCAAUGUGAAAAUGAGUGUACCAGUAACACAUAUGGACAGGAUUGUGGACUGAGAUGUGGAGCUUGUCUGGGACACAAACAAUGUAAUCACAUCAAUGGUUCAUGUCCUGAAGGAUGUGACGCUGGGUUUAAAGGGACAUUUUGUUAUAUUGAAUGUCCUGCUGGAUAUUUUGGAUAUUACUGUGAACAUAAUUGUAAUGACAACUGUGGAGUACCAAACAAAUGUAACAAGACGACAGGUGAAUGUGAAGGUGGAUGUCAGGCAGGUUGGAAGGGACUUCAGUGUAGUGAACAGUGUGAUGGUAACAAAUAUGGACAGGAUUGCGGACAGACCUGUGGAGCGUGUCUGGAAUAUAAACAAUGUCACCACGUCAAUGGUUCUUGUCUUGAAGGUUGCGAUCCUGGAUUUCAAGGAAAACUUUGUACAACAAGUUGUUCGAAUGGAAAAUUUGGAAAAGACUGUAGUAAAAAUUGCAGUGUCAAUUGUAUGGUACCCAGAAUAUGCCACGGUACAACUGGAGAAUGUCAGAGUGGAUGUCAGCCUGGUUGGGAAGGAUAUCAUUGCGAAAGGGAUCAAGUACAGGAUAAAGAAAACUGCCACCUAAGCUUUUAUGGCACCCUUGGCGCAUUUUUGGUGUCUGCUUUAGCUAAUGUUGUCUUAAUUGCUUUUGUCUUCAAGUUGAUGCAGAGGAAAGGGGAGAAAAAAAUGGCUGAACCAGCAACAGAAGAAAUGUUAAAUGAUGAGAGAAGACAACCCAACGACAUUUAUGAAAAUUCGGAUAGAAACGUCACUGUAGAUUACCAGGAACUUGGAGAGCUGGGGAAUCCCUCUCAUUAUGAUGCACUACAAUAACUGGAAC
Molecule: messenger RNA, 1630 nt
Organism: Saccostrea cuccullata (small rock oyster)
Lineage: Eukaryota; Metazoa; Mollusca; Bivalvia; Ostreida; Ostreidae
Product: multiple epidermal growth factor-like domains protein 10
Exons: 10
Coding region: 154-1623 (489 amino acids)
Molecular function (GO): scavenger receptor activity
Source: RefSeq, a predicted model, not a curated record